Fonsecaea erecta is the source of this 1545-nucleotide messenger RNA. RefSeq lists its product as hypothetical. The transcript has 7 exons. NCBI's taxonomy places the organism in Eukaryota, Fungi, Ascomycota, Eurotiomycetes, Chaetothyriales, Herpotrichiellaceae. Bases 1 to 1545 code for a protein of 514 amino acids. Gene Ontology annotation, biological process: transmembrane transport. Gene Ontology annotation, molecular function: transmembrane transporter activity. The record is from RefSeq and is a predicted model, not a curated record.
AUGGCAGCUGAGAAGACCGAAGUUGCUCAACACGAACUGAUCUCUGCGGCCGUACAGAGCCCAGAGAAACACGAUGGCGGCUCACUUCAUCUGGAGUCCUCGGAAAAGCAACCUCUUCGAUGUGACAAGGCUGGUCUGCCUCUGGUACCGCAACCGACAAACCGCACAGAUGAUCCUCUGACUUGGUCGCCAACUCUCAAGUUGCUCGUCACCUUGCAGAUCAGCUGGCUCGCAAUGUUGGGUCCCAUGGGGUCUGCGGUCGCGAAUCCGGCAUUUGUGCCCAUGAGCAAGACAUUUGGGCUCAGUGUUGUUGAAGCGUCCUAUGAGUUGACUGUUUAUAUUGUUUUUGGUGGCAUUGGACCCCUGGCUAUCGUACCCUUUGCCAAUGUCUACGGCCGCCGCCCAGUAUACUUGCUGGGAAAUUUGGUGGCAGCUGUGACCAAUAUUGCUGCAGGAUAUUGUCACACCUGGUCAGGUAUCAUGAUCACACGGGCAUUCAACGGUUUAGCGGGUGGCUCCACCGUCGCCAUCGGCGCCGCAACAAUCUGCGAUCUAUAUUUCCAACAUGAACGCGGUCUCUACAUGGGUAUAUACACGUUCUUCCUGACCAACGGACCCCAUGUGGCUCCUCUGCUUGGAGGUUUCAUCGCCCAGUCCUUGGGCUGGCAAGCGUGUUUCUACAUCCCCGGCUACAUCCAACUCGGCACCUUUGCUCUGACAAUAUUCUUGCUUCCUGAAACGCUGUAUCCGAGGAUGGAUGACUCUGCCCUGGAGCCGGCCAAAGAGCUCACAUAUCUGGAACUCCUGCUCUUCAAACGCACCAGAGCGGCCUAUCGGCGGCUGCGACCCCGUGACUUUACCCGGCCCUUCGAGAUGCUGAGGUACAUUGCUGUGAUCCUCCCGUCCGUCUACUACAUGACAUGCUUUGGCUAUGGCACAGUGCUCUUCGCACUGACCGGCGCAAAGCUCUUUGGCGAAUUCUACCACUUCGACAUCGCACAAACGGGUCUGUUGCUCAGCAUCCCACUUCUUGUUGGCUGUCUAAUCGGCGAGUUCAAUGCCGGCUGGGUGACGGACUGGAUGUCCAAUCAAUAUGCUCGGAAACACAAUGGCGAACGACUGCCGGAGGCUCGCCUGAAUGCCAUUUGGGGGGCGCUGUUGAUUCCAAUUGGUAUCAUCAUCGAAGGCGUUUGUCUGUCGCACAGCAAGACCGUCAGUUGGGUCGGUGCUGCCUUUGGCAUGGGCAUUGCGGGUCUGGGGUUGCAGAUAGCAACAACGGUGCUGUAUGCGUAUACCACCGACUGCUACAAGCCCCAGAGCGCCGAGAUCUCGACCUUGCUCAAUGUGUUCCGACAGUCCUUCUCAUGUCUGAUCUCCUUCUACGCUCUGCCUUUCGGUGCAAGAGUGGGGAUUCAAUACGCAUGGCUUACAUUUGCGCUGAUCAAUGUCAUUCUAUUGCUUCCAAUUCUCCUGCUGAGGGUUUACGGUCCGAGAUGGAGAAAUCUGCCGUCGCAGUCGCCGCCAACGUUUCACAAUGAGCUCUGA